Messenger RNA from Verticillium alfalfae VaMs.102, 900 nucleotides. Its product is annotated as phytanoyl-CoA dioxygenase family protein. The transcript is spliced from 2 exons. The coding region runs from base 1 to 900 and encodes 299 amino acids. The record is from RefSeq and is a predicted model, not a curated record. NCBI's taxonomy places the organism in Eukaryota, Fungi, Ascomycota, Sordariomycetes, Glomerellales, Plectosphaerellaceae.
AUGUCGUAUCAACCAGAGGAACCACCGAACAACACCAUCAUCAACGGCCAUACCGGCGCCUCCGCCAAGCUUUAUCGCAAACCCGCCGACCCGGAAACGCAGAAGCUCAUCGACCACGUUAUCGAAAGUGGCUUCGUCGUCAUCGAGAACGCCUUUGGGGACAUAGAAAUCAAUGAGGCCCUCGGCGAAGUAGAGCGCCUCAGCGUUUCAACCGAACUUGGCGGCCCUGCCAGUGCUCACGGCCGUAACAACUUUGAAGGUUUUAAGACGAGGCGCAUCUACACGCUCAUCAACAAGUCCAGGAUCUUCGACAAGUUUGCCAUUCAUCCCCAAGUCGAGGCCCUGAACAACUAUUUCCUCGACCCCGGAUUCCUCCUGAGCAACUUCCAGAGCAUCAACAUUCAGCCGGGCGAGGAGCCCCAGACGCUCCACCACGACGAUGCAUACGCUACUCUACACGGCCACACAGGCCGCUGGGUUCUGUACGUCGGCUUACAGAGAUCCGCCUUAGUUCCCCUUCUCACCCUGCUGACUUCGCACACGUGGGGCGCCGAUCGUAUCCCGAGCCGCGCAGAGGCCGUCCCCGUCGUUAUGCCCAAGGGCAGCAUCGUCUACUUCAUCGGCACCCUCUGGCACGGAGGCGGCCGCAACACCUCCAACAGCGACCGUCGCGCCCUGACUGUGCAGUAUUGCCAGCCGUGGAUCCGCACCAUUGAAAAUCAGUUCCUCGCUGUUGACUUUGAGAAGCUCCCUGACAUUCCCAAGAGAAUUGUCGACAUGCUUGGGUACCAAGUUGCAGCGCCGUUCAUUGGACACGUCGACGGCAUGAGCCCCCGGAAGGCUGCAGAGAGACACCUACAGCGGUGGGGAGCCAGCAACACUGGCCACAGUAAACUGUAG